AUGCAAGCACUCCCACCCAUUUCUGAGAACAGUGUAGGCUGUCUGAUAACUCGCAGGCUUCAGGCUGCCCUUAUAACGUUGUUCCACUUCUGCACACUUCCUCAUACUGCUAGUUUCUCGGUGAAGAUGAAGCUCCUCAUUUACAUAGUCUUGCUGAAGUCAACUCUCCUUGCUUUAACAAAUGUUUUUGCAGUUAUUUUAGAAGAGGAAGAGAAUGCUAAAGAAGCAAAACUUACUGAGACUUGUCCCAUAAAGCUCAAAACUAAUCGGAAAUGUGAUGAAGGAGAGGAUUGUCCUUAUCAGAUAAAUUUGCCUCCGAUGACCAUCCAGAUACCUAAAGAAUUCAAACUGCUUGAGAAGACUCUCAAAGAAGUACAGACUCUUAAAGAAUCAGUAAACAAGCUGAAGAAAUGCUGCCAAGAUUGUAAGCUGCAAGCAGAUGACAACCAAGAAAGAGAAAGAAGUAAUGAAUUCCUGCUACCUAACACUGCAGAAAACAGUGAAAGCCAAGAUACCAGAGUAAAGGAACUGCAAAGCAAAGUUAACAGAAUGGCAACGAGCUUAAAAAAUGCAAAGAGCCAGAUUCAGACACUGCAGGGUCGUUUAGAGAAGCUGAGCCUCAUAAACAUGAACAAUGUGGAACAUUAUGUUGACAGCAAAGUUGCAAAUUUGACAUUUGCUGUGAACAACCUGGAUAACAAGUGUUCUUCUAAGUGUCCAGCAAUGCAAGCAAGACCUGUCAUACAAAUAAUGCAGAGAGACUGUGCUGACCAUUACACAGCAGGAAGAAGGAGUAAUGGAAUCUACAGGAUUAGCCCUGAUCCCAGAAACGAGAGCUUUGAAGUUUACUGUGACAUGCAAACACAAGGAGGCGGCUGGACAGUGCUGCAACGGCGUCAGGAUGGCAGCACCAACUUCAACAGAACCUGGAAUGACUACAAACAUGGCUUUGGAAACCUCAGCAGGGAGUUUUGGCUAGGCAAUGACAAAAUUCACCUCCUGACAAGGAGCCAGGAAAUGCAGCUGAGAAUUGAUCUUGAAGAUUUCAAUGGAAUCAGAGAGUAUGCAAAAUAUGAUCACUUCUACGUGGCCAAUGAGUACCUCAAGUACCGUCUGAGCGUCCACGGCUACAGCGGCACCGCAGGAGAUGCCCUCCACUACAGCAGGCACUACAACCACGACCAGAAGUUCUUCACAACCCCAGACAAGGACAAUGACAGGUACCCCUCGGGAAACUGUGGCGCCUACUACAGCUCUGGCUGGUGGUUUGAUGCCUGCUUGUCAGCCAAUCUCAAUGGCAAGUACUACCACAAGAAAUACAAAGGUGUUCGCAAUGGUAUUUUCUGGGGUACGUGGCAUGGUAUUUCUGAUGAUAUUCCCACUGGAUAUAGGCAAUCCUUUAAAUCAGCAAAGAUCAUGAUCAGACCCAAAAGUUUUGUGCAGUAAUUCUACACAUUUCUCUUAACUAAUUUGCAUUGGAUUGUACUUCAAAUCCUACUUACUCAGUAUUAUACUCAGAAAUCAAGUAUUCAGUUAUGUUUGGCAAAAGAUUGUUCUAGACAAAACAACAUACUUCUACAUAAUCUUUUUAGAGACAGUUUGACCUAUAAAAUGUAUUAAACCCAGCAUUAAAGUAACUGAAUAGUUAUUGCUAAAACUUAACACCAGUUAGGUCGUGGUUUUAUCAUGUAAAUAUUCCAAACAUUGCUUUUGGUGCUUUUACUGACUGUGAUAUACCACAUUUUAUGAUUUACAACUUUUAUAUUGUCUUCCGUGAGUUGUGUCUGAAUGAAUACCUGCAUUUUAACCUGAAAAUUCAGAGGUGUAACUAAUAUAAAUUUUUCAACACUUGGAAAAAAACCUAGUCCCUCUAAAACAGUCUUUUCCCAUCACCUAUCCUUCACAACUUCAAAGGUAUAGCACAACAAUAUCAAUAUAAAUUAAGAAAAGUACUAAAAACUAUUAUUUUUAAAGAACUAGAAAACAGAGGGCCACAUGGUUUGCCCAAAGACACAAGAAUAGGCCUUGAAGAAAACAGAAAAUGAAGAUUCCUCAAAUUUCAUCCCUUUAUCAAAGAUUUUUCAGAGAAGUUUGUGCAAGGAUUGAUUAGAAGCAGAGGAAAUAAUUAUAAAAUCAUAGAAUCAUUUAGUUUGGAAAAGACCUUUAAGAUCCUUGAGUCCAACUGUUAACACAGAACUGCCAAGACCACACUAAGCCAUGACCCUAAGUGUCACAUGUACACAUGGAGAGAGCAUGUAUUGAACAACAACAUUCUUGCUCUUUUCGGUUCCUCCAUUCAA
Messenger RNA from Prinia subflava (tawny-flanked prinia), 2300 nucleotides. RefSeq names its product fibrinogen like 2 (gene FGL2). Lineage: Eukaryota; Metazoa; Chordata; Aves; Passeriformes; Cisticolidae. Bases 1 to 1446 code for a protein of 481 amino acids. The record is from RefSeq and is a predicted model, not a curated record. The transcript is spliced from 2 exons.